This is a messenger RNA of Aricia agestis (brown argus), 2718 nucleotides long. RefSeq lists its product as uncharacterized. The record is from RefSeq and is a predicted model, not a curated record. NCBI's taxonomy places the organism in Eukaryota, Metazoa, Arthropoda, Insecta, Lepidoptera, Lycaenidae. The transcript is spliced from 2 exons. The coding region runs from base 13 to 2133 and encodes 706 amino acids.
GCACUCGGUCAUAUGACUCCAGUUGCAUCAAAGGAUAUCCCGGAUAUACUAAGUAAACCGCAUUAUAUCUUGCCUCAUCAUGGUGUUUACCGAGAGGAUAGUGUCACUACUAAAUUGCGUGUUGUGUUCGACGCGAGCGCGAAUACGUCUAAUAAUAAAUCAUUAAAUAAUAUACAACAUGUAGGUCCACCGUUACAAAAUGAUAUUUUGUCUAUAUUACUUAGAUUUAGGCAGUAUAAAUAUGUGGUGUGUAGCGACAUCCAGAAGAUGUACAGACAGAUAUUUGUUGAACAGGAUCAACGUGUCCUGCAAUUAAUAUUAUGGCGGGAAGGUCGAGAUUUACCUUUGCAAUUGUAUAAGUUGAACACAGUUACGUAUGGUACUGCGUCGGCUCCUUUUCUAAGUAUGCGUUGCUUACAACAAUUGGCUUUAGAAUGUGAUGAUGAUUUAGUAGCCAGGACUAUUAAGGAUAAUUUUUACGUAGAUGACCUUUUUACAGGAUCCGACGACCUUGACUCGUUAUUACAGUUGUGUAAUAAAAUAUCUGCAACUUUAAAAAAGGGUUGUUUCCCGUUACAUAAAUGGACUUUUAGUCAUGACGUUUCUGCUGAUAAGUGUAAAGACCUAAAUGUCGGUGAACAUCGCUUGUCAAAAACGUUAGGGUUAGGUUGGUGUACAAAAAAUGAUGAAUUUUAUUUUACAACUAAAAUCACACAUAAUGAUACAGUAGUUACAAAGCGUGUAAUAUUAUCGACAAUUUCACAAGUAUAUGAUCCUUUAGGUUUACUCGCGCCUGCGGUAAUAACAGCUAAAUUAUUGUUACAAAAGCUAUGGUUACAUAAACUAGAUUGGGAUGACGAAGUUCCUAAAAAUAUUACGAAUGCAUGGCAAGGCUUUCUUUCAGAUUUAAAAUAUUUACGCGAUAUUAAAAUACCUCGUUACGUGAUUCGCGGUAAUUAUAUAGAACUUCAUAUUUUUACCGACGCGUCGCAAAGUGCCUACGGUGCGUGCGCGUACGUUAGAUCGUGCCACAAUGAUUGUCAAACUACUGUACCUAUUUCUGUGCAUUUGUUGUGCGCUAAAAGUAAGUUGGCGCCGAUAAAGACUGUUAGUAUUCCCAGGUUAGAGCUAUGCGGAGCUUUAAUAGGUGCGAAAUUGUAUUGUAAAAUAAAAAAGUCUUUAUGUUUAAAUUUUAAUAAGGUUUAUUUUUGGACUGACUCAACAAUCGUGCUGGGGUGGCUUCGUAUGUCACCUCAUCUACUAAAAACGUUUGUACAAAAUAGAGUCGUCGAAAUUAAUGAAUUGACCGGUGAUACCAUCUGGCGGCAUGUUAAGGGCACGGAAAAUUCAGCUGAUAUCAUAACGAGAGGUUCUACAUUAGACACAUUAAAGUAUGAUAAUAAUAAUAAAUGGUGGUGUGGCUCUACGUUUUUACGAGAACCUGUGGCUAAGUGGCCAAUUUUUAAUAAUAAUAUUGAAUCGUUAUCUAUUGAUUUACCCGAAACUAAGCCUGAUACAAUUAAUUUACAUUCCAUUCAAAUUACUUCAUUGAUUGAUUUUGAACGAUUUUCGUCAUUUAUUCGUUUGCAAAGAAGUUGUGCAUAUUUAUUGCGUUUUAUAAAUAACGCGCGAGUAAAUACGCGCGGCAGUAUAGGUUCGCGUUUAACCGGUCCGUUAUCAGUAGACGAGCUGCAGCGGUCGCUCGAUGCAUUGACGCGGCUCGUUCAACAAGAUUGUUUUAGUGAGCAAUAUCGUGAGUUAAAAAAUAAAAUACCGUUGAAUAGUAAUAAAAAUAACAAUAAAACUAAUAAAUUAUUAUAUAAACAAAUAUCAGGCUUAAAUAUAUUUUUAGAUAAGUUUAAUAUAAUUCGUAUAGGUGGAAGGUUAUCUAACGCGCUUGGAUUUAAUUAUGAAAAGAAACACCCGGUAUUGUUAAGUAAUAAACAUCGUUUCUCGAGGUUAUUGUGUGAAUAUGAACACAAACGACUCCUUCACGCUGGACCUCAACUUUUAGUGUAUUCUAUGCGUGAAAAGUGGUGGAUUUUAGGAGCUCGUAAUUUGGCUAGACAGGCUAUAGUCCUCAUUUUGGUGGGUUAUGGGAGGCAGGAGUCAAGUCCUGCAAGUACCAUUUGAGACGCGUACUCGGUAAUGCUAAAUUAACACGCGAGGAGUUUGAAACAGUAUUAACGCAAAUAGAAGCUGUUCUGAACUCCCGCCCUUUAUCCCCUCUGUCCUCAGAUUCUGACGAUUUCCUCCCACUCACUCCAGCACACUUCCUGAUCGGUCGACCGCUGACUGCGCCUGCCUGCGAGAACCUCACGACGAUCGAGCCUACGAGACUGGGACGCUACGAACGUGUGGAGCAAAUUAGACAACACUUUUGGCAACGAUGGUCUAAAGAAUAUGUUUCAGAGCUCCAGCAACGAACAAAAUGGAAGGACAACAAUGAGGACAUCACACCUAAUAUCUUGGUCCUUAUCAAAGAGGAUAAUACUCCACCACUCAACUGGAAAUUGGGACGAGUAACAGAAGUAUUCCCUGGGACUGAUGGAGUAUCCCGUGUAGCUGAAAUACGUACAGCGCACGGUAUUAUACGACGGUCUUUCUCGAAGAUCUGCCCGCUGCCUGUACAACUGUGAAGACGAAUAUGUUGGAAGAUCCUGGUUCUUCCAAGGCGGCCGGUAUGUUCAAUAAUAUAUCAUCCGAUAGUCGAUAACG